CUCGGCUAGAACAACAUGGCGUAUCUGCGCAAAUUUUCUAUUGUGUUUUGUUUAUUAUUAAUCUCUAUAAUAUCUGGAACUGAAUCAAACAAAGAUACCAAAAUUGCCUUUCCAAUUUUCGACGUCACCAGAUUAUGCUCCGAUCGGUUAUACUUCGCAAGAAGUAGAAAGAUCAUAUGCUUAUUAUGCAAGGGAUUCGAUCCAUCAUGCCUACAAUAUUCAACCUCGACUACAACUUCAAGUACCACCACUCCAACUACAACAACCAAUACAACUACAACAGCAACUACUCCCACGAUAAAUACAACAACUACUGAAGCUACACCUGCUUCAGAGUGAUGUCGUCAUUCUACUAUUGUUGCUUUAUAUUCGAGUAAAAUCAAAUUAUCCUGACAUUGGUAUUCCUAUCUUAAUUUAAAAAUAUAUG
Vanessa atalanta (red admiral) is the source of this 427-nucleotide messenger RNA. RefSeq names its product cell wall protein DAN4-like. The coding region runs from base 16 to 339 and encodes 107 amino acids. The record is from RefSeq and is a predicted model, not a curated record. The transcript has 3 exons. Lineage: Eukaryota; Metazoa; Arthropoda; Insecta; Lepidoptera; Nymphalidae.